GAGGAAUAAUAUAAAUCAGAACCAAAAAAAGUGUGUAUAUUAGUGAGAAUUUAGAAAUACGAUUUUCCUGUUCGAUGUGGUAAUUCCAUCCAGGGGUCCGGCGACUUCCAACCCUCCUCUGAAACCCUCGUCCCUUCACCUUGGCACGCGCGCCCUUCCACCCCCUGCAGCGCCCUCUGCCCACCGACCGACGCCUGCGCCCCUGCCCAGCGACGCCGCGUCAGCUGUGGUCGGCGCCCAGUCUGCCGGGCGUCUUCGAGCAACGGGCGUCGUUGCCGUCGUCCAUUCCCGACGCCUCCGACGCUAUGGCAGUCGCCCAGCUCCUGCAGGGCCUUCGUGGCUAGUGAGCGCCGUCCGUGGUGGUGAUGCAUUCGUUGGAGCACGGCGUCAACCUAUCUCGCAGAGCGUGCAGGUUCGCGAUCUUCACCCUGCUCACCUUCGGGGUGCUGGCAGUGCCCCCCGAUCAUGCCUCCGGGUCCGUGGAGAGAAUACCAUCUCAUGGUGGUCCCUACGAAAGGGCCUACGACAUCAACUCGUUAUCCAGGGGGAUAAUACCCACACCUCCUGGACGGUAUCCAGUGAGGAGUGAGGUGCCCAGCACGAUGGGAAGUACUGAAGGUGAAGAAGAGGUCGGUAGUACUGAUGAGACGGUCCAGAAGAAGAAGGUGGAGAGGUAUCCGGUGAUUUCAGUAUCGUUUCAUCGAGUGGAGACGCCGUUCAUUAUAGGGUUGUGGAUAUUUUGCGCUAGUUUGGCGAAGAUCGGUUUCCACAUGGCACCAAAACUCAGCGCCAGGUUUCCAGAAUCUUGUUUGCUGAUUUUCGUGGGUGUGGCGAUCGGCGUUGUGUUGGUGCAUAUUACUGACUCAGUACACAUGUCACCGCUUACUCCGGACACCUUCUUCUUCUACAUGUUGCCGCCUAUCAUUCUGGACGCGGGAUACUUCAUGCCCAACAGGUUGUUCUUCGACCACUUGGGCACCAUUUUGUUAUUUGCUGUUAUAGGAACUAUUUUUAAUACAUUACUUAUAGGUGCUUCCUUAUGGGCAGUAGGACUUACAGGCCUGUACUCCUGUGAUACCCCCUUACUCGACAUGUUUCUCUUCGGCUCCCUGAUUUCGGCCGUGGACCCGGUGGCCGUGCUCGCCGUCUUCGAAGAGAUCCAGGUCAACGAGAUCCUGUACAUAGUCGUUUUCGGCGAAUCGCUGCUCAACGAUGCCGUCACCGUGGUGCUGUACCACCUGUUCGAAUCGUACACCGAGAUGGGGCUGAACAAUAUCCUAGCCACGGACAUACUGUCCGGCUUCCUGAACUUUUUCGUGGUGGCGCUGGGUGGUACGGUGAUCGGGGUGAUUUGGGGCUUCGCCACCGCGCUGGUGACCCGGUUCACGAACGAAGUGCGCGUCAUCGAGCCGAUCUUCAUAUUCGUGAUGGCGUAUUUGGCCUACCUCAAUGCAGAAAUAUUUCACAUGUCUGGAAUUUUAGCGAUAACGUUUUGCGGCAUCACCAUGAAAAACUACGUCGAGGCCAACAUUUCACACAAAUCACACACGACGAUCAAGUACGCCAUGAAAAUGUUGAGCAGCUCGUCGGAAACGAUCAUUUUUAUGUUUUUGGGUGUUGCGACUGUGAAUAAAAGCCACGACUGGAACACCUGGUUCGUCAUUUUAACGAUACUGUUCUGUUCUGUGUACAGAGCCAUUGGUGUGAUAAUUCUGACAGCGAUAGCAAAUCGUUUUCGUCUGCACCAGUUGAGCAAAGUUGAGAAGUUUGUCAUGUCGUAUGGUGGAUUAAGAGGAGCAGUCGCGUUUGCUCUUGUUUUGCUCAUAGAUCCGAAAAUCGUGCCUCUACAACCGAUGUUUAUGACGACGACAAUUGCUGUGGUGUAUUUUACAGUUUUCUUCCAGGGCAUAACGAUAAAACCGCUUGUAAAAAUACUUAAUGUUAAAACGGCUGAAAAAAGGAAACCCACAAUGAACGAGAGAAUACACGAAAGACUGAUAGACCAUGCUAUGGCUGCAAUUGAGGACAUAGUUGGUCAACAUGGCAAUUAUCAUAUCCGUGAUAGAUUUAAGAGAUUCGAUAACAAGUUUAUUCGACCAUAUCUUCUUCGAAACCACCAAGGAGCCGAACCAAAGAUCUUGGAGACUUACUCCAAGUUAGCCAUGAGGGACGCGAUGGAGUACAUGAGGAGGAACGCCUCCACCAUAGGAAAUAUAUCCAACACUGAGAGCAUGUCGGCCAUAUUCAGAAACUACACCUCCACGGGCAACCUCAACGGAAGGUGCGCUCCCAAACUGUCCACCUGUUCUAGCUUGAGCCAGAUAGAUUCGAGCACGUGGAACAUAGAUAUGCAGGAAUUAGAAUAUAAUCCGUCUAAGAAAGACCUCACAGAUGCCAAGAUCCAUCACUUGUUAGCAGAAGAACUAGUUAAGCCUUAUAGAAGGCAUCGAAGACUAAGCUACAGUAGACAUGCUGUGAACGACAGAGAUCUCUCAACUCAAGUGAACUACAGGAUGCACUUUAACAUGAGGAGAUUGGUCGCUGACAAGAAGCACCAUCACAGCCAUAAGAGACACAGCAAAAAAAUGAACAAGAAUUUCCUUGAAGUGCCUGGAAGAUUAGAAACAGGAAAACCGAGUUCCAGUGGUCUUGCAAAGGAUGGAAAACAAAAUCAUGUGAGUUUUCCGGAGUUUCAGCAGAACGGAACAGCGAAACAAUUUUCUCAUGAUUAUAUAAGUGAAGUAUUAAAUGAGGAGAUGGACACCGAUCCCAAAUCAAAUCGAGAGGAAUGGGACAGCCCUAUAACUUUUACGGCCAAGUCAUCACUUACAGAUGACAGUAUUUUUUCUGAUACUGGGAAACGCAUGUCCAAGGGCUCUAUAGACGGCGGAGAUCUAAUGCGCGUUACAACCCCUACAGCAACCGAGAUGAUGUUGCCAUGGAAACGGGACGAAGAUGACGGCUCGGGUCCAUUGCAGCAAGCUGAGUUUCCAUCGUGGGCAUCUAACAAGGAAUAUCUGGCCUACAACUCACCAUCGGCCACCUUUUUAGGUGGGUUAGGUGGCUUAGAAAACCCCAAAACGUCCGUCAUAGGCCUGUUCCGGCGCGAGAGCCUCGGCUCCGACCCCACCAACAGCAACGACUCGACGCCCUUGAAGGAGCGGCGCAGCUCCCUAAGCCGCAUCUCCGUGCUCAUGAUCGAGGAGGGCGACUCCGAUCCCUUGGGCGCCAUGCUCAAAGAUCCCAAAGGGUCCCAGCAGCAGCCGCCCCUCGCGGCUCUACCGCCGCCACCGCAAACGCCGGGCCAGCGCAGGCAGGCGCGACGUAGCUCCAUGCUCGAGCUUAGCGGGUGUGUUUCAGACUACUACUACACUAAUCAUAUUUAGGGAAAUGUAAGAACAAAAAACGGAACUGGCUCGAUGGUUGUUGGAAUGGGUGUUUUAUAUUUUGCAAGCGACCUGCAGUCUCGUGAGGAUUGAGUAAAGAAAAUGUGUACCUGCACGAUAUCUUAUGUAUAGACACGAGAACCUGCGUAUUCUCAGGAAAAAAUAUUGAAUCAAAGUCACUAGAAGUAUUCUCAUUUAUAUUAUUUUUUAUUAUAAUAGUCAAUAACCAAUUAAAAAUAUAUACACUAACAUAAACACUAUUUAAGCUCAUACUCGCUUCAAAUCUGGAAUACUGAUUGAGCAGAAGUGUGCCUGAAAAAUUCUGCUGAAAAUAUGCUGACGAAUAUUGUCCUCUUCUCAGUUGGAUAGGUAUGUCAUAAUGUCACAUAUAAAGUCGGCAUCAUAAGAGAUUUUAAUUGAUUUUAGGAAAAUUUCACUUAGCUGCCUGAUUCAAUAUUUUGUUCUGAUGUACAUUUAAAAAUGUCGAUAAGCGGUUUAAUAGAUAGUAUCAUCUUUACAAUGUGAACAUUGUUUACUUACAAACUUCUGCAUGACUUACUUAGUCGCAAUACUUUGCAGAUUAUUAUUGCAUCGCAGAUUACAGUUGCAAUGAUUUAAAAAUCGCAAUCGCAAUUUCAAUUGCAAUUGGAGAAUCGCAGUUUUGCUCGUUACGCUACUGGAUUCUACGUGAAAAACUCUAUGGGACACAGUUUUCACAUUUAUAAGAUAAACGAGAUACAAAAAGGGUCGAAAAUGCAAAAAUUUGAAUUUCGUGAAAACCGCAUCUUUGUAUCUCUAGUCAUAAACUAGAAACCCUAUAAAACACAUGAAAAUGAGACAUCCUCUAUAAUUAUAACAAUAGAUAUCAUAAAAUGAGAACUAAAAUGCUAUUUUGACGCCUAGUAAUAUUGCCUCGUUUGCUGGAUUUUGUGUUAAAUAUUAAAAUAGAAAAAUAUUUGUUGCUCCUUUUAUAUAAUAUUGACCUUUUUUUUUAUAAAAUGUAGUAGAUGUUACCUGUAAACCGUUUACUCAAAAAUUUGUCAAUCUGAAGAAAAUACUUCAGAACUUUGGAAAACAAGAUAGCUGUUUCUUCUCUGAAUUUGUAAAGAAAUUUUGUAGAAAUAAACAAUGUUUACAUGAAGUAAAACGUAAAUUCGACUAUCUAUAUAAUCCAUAUCGUUGUGUCGUCAAGAGUACUUCUUCUUUUGCUAACCGAACUAAAUCUGAGCACUAAAUGUUGAAUGUAAUGGAUAUACUAACGCCUCUUAUAAAACAUUGGUUGCACAAAUCUAUCUUAGUGCUAUUCGUAUAACCGUAAGCAUGAUAUUCUCUGUCAGUCUCCCAUCUUCCAAUCUACUUAGUGGCAGAACGAAGGACCACACACUGUACAGUCCUAGCUUUUUGUAUUUUAGUUUAUACGUAUUAAUAAUUAGUUUUAUUUCAGGAGUAUGUAAAAACUACAAUUUUUAAAUAAUUUCAGAACAUAUUUAAUAUAAUAACUAUUUUACUAUAAGAAAUUCAUGAUUUCUCCUAUAUUUCGUUCGAUAUACUUUAAUGAUUCGUGAUAUUAAACUUUUAAUUUCACUAACACUAAUAUUAUGUUUUACUAACACUAAAUUUUUAAGCUUUCUGUUGUAGUUUUUUCAAUAAAUAAAUGUUUGGUAAAUC
This is a messenger RNA of Sitophilus oryzae (rice weevil), 5054 nucleotides long. RefSeq names its product sodium/hydrogen exchanger 3 (gene Nhe2). Lineage: Eukaryota; Metazoa; Arthropoda; Insecta; Coleoptera; Curculionidae. The record is from RefSeq and is a predicted model, not a curated record. Gene Ontology annotation, molecular function: sodium:proton antiporter activity. The coding region runs from base 366 to 3386 and encodes 1006 amino acids. Gene Ontology annotation, cellular component: membrane. The transcript has 17 exons. Gene Ontology annotation, biological process: proton transmembrane transport; regulation of pH; sodium ion transport.